UGUCAUUACGAUUGAGAUACUCUUACGGAAUAUGCUGUAUUUAUAAGCAUGAAAGAUUUGUCUUUUACUAGGUUUUGAAUAGAUUCAAAGUGGUACAUAUCUUUGAUUGAGACACUGGAAAAUAAUUUUUGGCUCGUUUAGUCCUCAAAAUUCCCGCGACGAGUCAUAAUUCAUGUUUCUGAACCUAAAAGAAAGAGAAAAAAGAAAAAAAAAACAAAACAUGUAGUGAAAUAAAUAGACGGGAAUUAUGAACAUUUCACUUUCACAGGUUGUUUGAGCAAUUCAUCGUAUUUUUUGCUAAAAAAAAAGAAGCAAGCAUGGAUCGAAAAACAAACGUGUACGUUUGGGACAUGGACGAAACUCUUAUACUGCUCAAAUCUUUACUAAGCGGCGCUUACGCCGCGGCGUUCAACGGUCUGAAGAAUGUCGAGAGUGGUUUAAAGAUUGGCAAAAUUUGGGAGCAUCAUAUUCUUCAGACGUGCGACACGUAUUUCUUCUACGAACAAAUUGAAAGUUUCAAUCAACCGUAUCUUGAUGCGCUGAACGAAUACGAUGACAACUCAGAUCUUUCCGAUUACGAUUUUAGUCAGGAUGGUUUGGGGGUCCCACUUGAUGCUCUUAAUAAACGUAAAUUGGCAUAUCGCCAUCGGGUUAUAGCUGACAAGUAUCGUAAGGGAUUAUGUAAUCUUCUGAAUCAAGAUCUCGUAAAAUUGUGGGAAAGUCUCUAUGAGUUGAGCGACACAUACACCGACAAAUGGCUUUCUUCAGCUAGGGCGUGCUUAGAGCAGUGUGCGGGUCAGAAAAGAGAUGCAGAGUUCGAGCAUGUGAAUGUAUUGGUUACAUCUGGAGCUCUCGUACCCAGCUUGGUCAAAUGCCUUUUCUUUCGACUUGAUCAUAUAUUUACUUCCAAUAAUGUGUACAGCUCUUUGGAAGUGGGGAAGCUCCAGUGCUUCAUGUGGAUAAAGGAGCGUUUCGAAGGUGAGAAUUUCCGAUUUUGCGUAAUCGGAGAUGGAUGGGAAGAAUGUGAAGCUGCACAAUCGAUGAAUUGGCCGUUUGUUCAAAUCCAAAUCGAUCCGCAUCCACCUAAUACCAAUCGAUUUCCUGGUCUCACUUCUCGAGAUUUAACACACUAUUUCUCCGAUGAAAACAUUGAAGAAACCGUGCGUGAAAAUACUAAAUGACGGUAAAGCAUGUAAGAAUCGACUGUAAUGUUUUUUCCGAUUGUAAUAUUUCACUAGAAUCGAUUAUCAAUGAUUACUUGGCACAAAUGAUGCUGACAAAAGUCUAUAAUCGGUGCUCUCUCUCAAGUUACCGAAACAUUCAUUACAAACAAUCUUAAAAAAAUGGCAUCUUCGUCUCGAAAAUGUAAUUCAGAUGUUCUAUCGAUAUAAAAAAGAAUAUAUGAUCUCAAAUAAACUUGAAAUUUGUCAACAAUGUUGCAACAUAUGAAACAC
Messenger RNA from Erythranthe guttata (spotted monkey flower), 1454 nucleotides. Lineage: Eukaryota; Viridiplantae; Streptophyta; Magnoliopsida; Lamiales; Phrymaceae. The record is from RefSeq and is a predicted model, not a curated record.